Molecule: messenger RNA, 357 nt
Organism: Microthlaspi erraticum
Lineage: Eukaryota; Viridiplantae; Streptophyta; Magnoliopsida; Brassicales; Brassicaceae
Source: the annotation of a GenBank genome assembly
AUGGAUCGUGUUAGCAAUCUACCAGACGAGCUUCUUUAUCAGAUCUUAUCCUUCCUUCCCACAAAGGAUGCUGCUGUGACUUCGGUUCUCUCAAAGAGAUGGCUCAAUCUGUGGAAAUUUAACCCUAACCUUGACAUUGAUGACACUCUCUUUCUCCAUCCUGAAGAUGGUAAAGGGAAAGGGCAGAGAUUAGACAGAGCUUCGUCGACUUCGUGGACAGUAUUGAGGAAGUUUAUUCCUUCUUUCCCUGUCUUGAGGACUUACGAAUGGCUAACAUUCCGUGGCAUGAAAGCAUGUAACCGUGACAAGUGCAAGCCUCAGAAAGCUAAACCUCCACGGCAUCGGUUGUUUAGAUGA